UACAAGUAUUCCACUUGUUUCAGUAAUCAGUACUCCAACAAGUGGAAGUCCCCUCCCCUAUAUAAAGCCGAGUGCUACAAGAACGUCCCCAAGAGCCAAACUAAGAGGCAAGCAACAAUUCCAGGCGUCCAGAAAGCAGGGAGAGUUUUUCCAUUGCUAAUUAAGCAACGGUUAGUAGGAGAGCAUGGGCAACAGCCUGCGGUGCUGCCUGGCCUGCGUCCUCCCCUGCGGCUCCUUCGACGUGAUCCGCAUCGUCCACCUCAACGGCCACAUCGAGGAGUACUCCCGCCCGCUCACCGCCGGCGACGUGAUGGCGGCGCACCCCAGCCACGUCGUCAGCCGGCCGUGCCCCCAGGGCGGCGCGCGGCGGAUCCUCGUCGUCGUCGCCCCCGGCUCGGAGCUCGAGCGCGGCUGCUUCUAUUUCCUCGUGCCGGCGUCGUCGGUGCCGGAGAAGAAGAAGAAGAGGAAGCCGUCGCAGCAGCCACAGUCCAAGAAGGGGCCGUCGUCGUUGAAGCCGACGAGCGUGCCGAGCGCUAGCGCUAAUAAUAAGGUGGCGCAGAAAGACGGCGCCGCCGGAGACAGCUACCUCGCGGAGGUGCUGUCGGAAGGCAAGGCCCGGUGCGUCAAGCGCGGCCGGAGCGUCCGCGCGACGGUGUGGCGGCCGCAUCUCCAGAUCAUCCCGGAAGAAUUAGCUCACUCAGCAUGACUCGAUUCAUGGAGAGGGGAAACGGCAUCUGCUACCGUUUCUAGUUUGCUUCCGAUCGAGUUGUACAUAUACGGGGGAUGCAGUAGGAUCUGGUACUGUGCACGGUGUACCGUGUGCACGCAAGGAUGAUCGAACGGCGUCGCGUGGCCGUAUGCCAUGUGCUGGGCGCUUAUGGCCGUUCGAUCGUUGAGUUUUAGCUUUUAGGUGAGGAGGGCCGGCCAGCGAUCACUUUCGGCUGGUUGCCUCUCGCUUGUAAUUUUUCUCACUCUCUCGGUGGUUUUUCCACUCUCAUCACUGCCAAGAUUGAAGGCAGUGAGAGUUGUUGGGUUUGGGUGCCUGUCAUGGCAAGGAGAGAACAUGAGAAGAUCCGGAAGUUUUUUAUAUAAGAGAUCCCGGAAGUUUGUUUUAUGGAGUAUGUAAUGGCAUGGGUUAUGCAUGCUUGCUUGUAAUUUGAAAUCACAAAAUUUCCAGAAAAACUA
Brachypodium distachyon (stiff brome) is the source of this 1185-nucleotide messenger RNA. RefSeq lists its product as uncharacterized. The transcript has a single exon. Bases 185 to 706 code for a protein of 173 amino acids. The record is from RefSeq and is a predicted model, not a curated record. NCBI's taxonomy places the organism in Eukaryota, Viridiplantae, Streptophyta, Magnoliopsida, Poales, Poaceae.